CGAAUCUCGUGCGCUGUACCUCUGUAGUUACCUACCUAGAACCGGGGGAAUGCUGCAAAUGGUCGAAAACAGUCGCACCGUCAAAAGACAGCGAUGAGGCCAUUGCUCAGGCACGUAGCAAAGCCUACGUUCGAAUCCCUCAUUACAAAGACCCUUCCAAAGUCUCUACCAAGACUGAACGCAUAUUUUCCCCGACCACAACAUGUAACGCCGACCGCCUGCCUCCAAUGUCAAUUCCGGAUCCAGUUGAGAUAUUACAGCGAGAACCGGAGCUCCUCUGACCGGGAAUCCUCACAAGCCGCCCAAGAUGAGGUUAAACUUUCCAAUGUAGGGGCAACCGCGAAGCCUUCUUCGAAGCCAUCAGAGCCUGAAAUACCAAGCGCAAGUUUGGCCUCAAACGCCACGUCUGAUGCAUUUACAACGGCCUACGCCCAGACUCAACCGCCCAGAAAAGAUCUGCCCUCGGAAGAAGAGGGACGACGAUGGCAGCUUUCAAAGAAGUUCUCCCAUGUCAUGGACAACCUUCAGACGAACAUAUUUUUAGCUGGCAAGACAUUGAAUGAUCUUACGGGCUAUUCGGGCAUUGAGGCCCUCAAAAAAGAGAUUGAGCACCAAGAACAACGUGUUCGUGAUGCUCGACGAUCUGUGCAUGAUUCAAAAGAUGCAUAUUCCGCCGCCAUUGCCCGCCGAUCUGCCUCUCAGCGAGAGGUCAACGAGUUGCUGCAGCGCAAGCACGCCUGGUCCGCUCAGGACCUGGAACGGUUUACCGAACUGUACCGAUCCGAUCAUACAAACGAGCAGACAGAGCUCGCGACUCAGCAAGCACUCACUGCCGCUGAGCAAGUCGCCGAAGAAGCCGCUGUUCAGCUAAGCCGCAGCAUCCUGGCCCGGUACCACGAGGAGCAGAUCUGGAGCGACAAGAUCCGACGGAUGAGUACCUGGGGUACUUGGGGCCUUAUGGGCGUCAACGUGCUACUCUUCCUCGUCUUCCAGAUUGGCGUGGAGCCAUGGCGACGGAAAAGACUAGUGAAAGGCUUUGAAGAAAAGGUCAUGGAGGCGAUUGAGCGUGAAAGCAGCGUCCUCGCUGCCCCCAAGGCCCAGUCUGAUUCCAAUGCCCCCAACACGGUGGUUUCUCCAUCACAAGAACAAGCCGAACAGCCCUUUGUCCUGACGGACGGGACGCAGAGCGAGCCAACGCCCGGAGACUCUGCCAAGGUCGAGCAACCUGCUGCUACUGCUACGGCCGAUGCCUUUGCCCCUGUCCCUGAAGCUGAGGUUCCGCUUGCAUCAGAAUCUUCUGGGUCUGAGCUUGAAAAUCAAUCUCGACUUGGGGAAGAGCUACCCCUACUAAAGUCAAUCAAGGACAAGGCAAUGGUUCCCGUCCAGUAUGCUGACCGAUUUCUACGUGAUAUUUUCAGUCAGAAAGAGGUCCAGCUUCGUAAAGUCGAUGUGACUACCAUUGCACUAGAGGGUACCGUCGCAGGUGCGGCGUUCGUGGGAGCUAUGAUAAUGCUGCUCCGACAUACAUGAUUGUCCUUGUUUUGAUUGGUCUGCUGCUGUUUUCCCAGCGUGUGUGAUCUGCAAGCAUUAAAGACGGCAUCUAGCAUAUCUUUGUACAAUAGUGUAGAGCCUUUCUUUGGGUGUAUUAUAACCAGCUAGCAAAAGCUAUUUCAAUCAAAGGAUUAGAUUUCACUGG
Molecule: messenger RNA, 1696 nt
Organism: Xylona heveae TC161
Lineage: Eukaryota; Fungi; Ascomycota; Xylonomycetes; Xylonales; Xylonaceae
Exons: 2
Coding region: 94-1530 (478 amino acids)
Biological process (GO): inner mitochondrial membrane organization
Cellular component (GO): mitochondrial inner membrane
Source: RefSeq, a predicted model, not a curated record